AUGGCGGCGCCUCGUCGCCCUUCUCAGCAGCAACAACAGAGCAUAUCCUCGCCAUCUCGCAGUACUUAUCUUUCCCCCAUUCCUCCGGGAUCUCCUACAGUUCCCGGUGCUGAACUAGACAGCGCCGGUGAUCAGGAGUUAACUCCGGCCUCCCCCGAUAUCCCCGUCCCGGCCCUGAGCAGUAGCACCAGCUCCUCUAACGUUAGUACCACCGGGGGUGGCAUCAGCGCUGGCCCCAGUCCUGACUCAGGCAGCACUAGCCCCGCGGGCGGCGACUGCGGGACAAGCGGGGCUUUCAGAGAGUUGUUUGAAGCCUGUCGUACUGGGGAUGUAUCGCGGGUGAAGAGGCUGGUGGAUACGGUUAACGUCAAUGCCAAGGACAUGGCUGGUCGAAAAUCCACUCCUCUGCACUUCGCUGCAGGAUUUGGGAGGAAGGAUGUUGUAGAGCACCUCCUUGAGACAGGCGCCAAUGUUCACGCCCGUGAUGAUGGAGGUUUGAUCCCUCUGCAUAAUGCCUGCUCCUUUGGCCACGCUGAGGUGGUCAGCCUGCUCCUCUGUCAGGGUGCUGACCCAAACGCCCGGGACAGCUGGAACUACACACCACUCCACGAGGCUGCCAUCAAGGGCAAAUUAGACGUGUGCAUCGUGCUGCUCCAGCACGGAGCUGACCCCAACAUACGCAACACUGACGGCAAGAGUGCCCUGGACCUGGCCGACCAGUCUACCAAGGCUGUACUCACCGGUGAAUACAAGAAAGAUGAACUCCUGGAGGCAGCUAGGAGUGGAAAUGAAGAGAAGCUCAUGGCCCUGCUCACUCCGUUAAACGUCAACUGCCACGCAAGUGACGGCCGCAAGUCCACCCCUCUCCACCUGGCUGCAGGAUACAACCGGGUCAGAAUAGUCCAGCUCCUACUACAGCACGGUGCCGACGUACAUGCAAAGGACAAAGGGGGUCUGGUUCCUCUCCAUAAUGCCUGUUCCUAUGGUCACUACGAAGUGACAGAGCUGCUGCUGAAGCACGGAGCGUGUGUUAAUGCCAUGGACCUGUGGCAGUUCACCCCUCUCCACGAAGCUGCCUCGAAGAACCGCGUGGAGGUGUGUUCUCUGCUGCUGAGCCACGGGGCUGACCCCUCCCUGGUCAACUGUCACGGGAAGAGUGCUGUGGACAUGGCCCCCACCCCAGAGCUCAAAGAGAGACUCGCCUAUGAGUUUAAGGGUCACUCUCUGCUCCAGGCAGCGCGGGAGGCAGACAUGGCCAAGGCCAAGAAGACCCUUGCUCUAGAGAUUAUCAACUUCAAACACCCACAGACCCACGAGACGGCACUGCACUGUUCAGUGGCCUCUCCUCACCCCAAGCGGAAGCAGGUCACAGAGCUGCUGUUACGUAAAGGUGCCAACGUCAACGAGAAGAACAAGGACUUCAUGACUCCCCUACACGUGGCUGCUGAGAGGGCACACAAUGACAUCAUGGAGGUGUUGCAGAAACAUGGAGCAAAGAUGAAUGCACUGGACACCCUGGGGCAGACAGCCCUGCACCGUGCUGCCAUGGCAGGACACCUCCAGACCUGCAGGCUGCUGCUGAGCUACGGCGCAGACGCCUCCAUCCUCUCACUACAGGGAUUCACCGCCUCACAGAUGGGCAACGAGGCCGUGCAGCAGAUACUCAGUGAAAAUGUACCUGUGAGGAACUCUGAUGUAGACUAUCAACUCCUGGAGGCAGCUAAAGCUGGAGAUCUGGACACUGUGAAGACUGCUUUGCUGCUGUCGGAAUGUAAAACGGUUCUCUCUCUCUCCUUGCAGUCAUUGUGCUCUCCACAGAAUGUGAAUUGUCGGGACCUGGAGGGUCGUCACUCCACUCCACUGCACUUCGCCGCCGGUUACAACCGUGUGGCGGUGGUGGAGUACCUGCUGCAUCAUGGGGCCGAUGUCCACGCUAAAGACAAGGGAGGUCUGGUGCCCCUGCACAACGCCUGUUCUUAUGGUCACUAUGAGGUAGCUGAGUUGCUGGUGAGACAUGGGGCGUCGGUGAACGUGGCAGACCUAUGGAAGUUCACUCCUCUCCACGAGGCUGCAGCCAAGGGCAAAUACGAGAUCUGCAAGCUGCUCCUCAAGCAUGGGGCAGACCCGACCAAGAAGAACCGUGAUGGAAACACUCCUCUGGACAUGGUGAAGGAGGGGGACACGGACAUCCAGGACCUGCUGAGAGGAGACGCUGCCCUGCUGGACGCUGCGAAGAAGGGCUGUCUGGCCCGUGUCCAGAAGCUCUGCAGCCCAGAGAACAUCAACUGUAGAGACACACAGGGACGCAACUCCACCCCCCUGCACCUUGCAGCUGGCUACAAUAACCUGGAGGUAGCAGAAUACCUGCUGGAGCAUGGAGCUGAUGUCAACGCCCAGGACAAGGGUGGCCUCAUCCCCCUCCACAACGCUGCCUCUUAUGGGCAUGUGGAUAUAGCUGCUCUCCUGAUCAAGUACAACACGUGUGUGAACGCUACAGAUAAGUGGGCCUUCACCCCGCUCCACGAGGCGGCUCAGAAAGGCCGGACCCAGCUAUGUGCUCUGCUACUGGCCCACGGAGCUGACCCUAGCAUGAAGAACCAGGAGGGACAGGCGCCACUGGACCUGGCUACGGCUGAUGACAUCAGAGCGCUGCUGAUAGAUGCCAUGCCUCCAGACGCCCUGCCCAGCUGCUUCAAGCCUCAGGCCACGGUGGUCAGCUCCUCAGUGGUCAGUACAGCGGUCAUCUCUCCAGCCUCCACGCCCUCCUGCUUGUCUGCAGCCAGCAGCAUAGACAACCUGGCCGGGUCCCUCAGCGAGCUCACUGUGGCUGGAGCCACUGGGCCUGCAGAUGGAGCCACCGGCUCCGACAGGAAGGACAAAGAGACUAUUGUAGACAUGAACAUCAGCCAGUUCCUGAAGAGCUUGGGGUUGGAGCACCUGCGUGACAUCUUCCAGAGGGAACAGAUUUCGCUGGAUGUCCUGGCUGAUAUGGGCCACGAGGAGCUGAAGGAGAUUGGGAUUAACGCCUACGGUCACCGCCACAAACUCGUCAAAGGCGUGGAGAGACUCCUGAGAGGACAGCAAGGUGCUAAUCCGUACCUGACGUUCCACUGUGCCAGUCAGGGUACGGUGCUCAUAGACCUGGCCACGGACGAUAAGGAGUUCCAGUCUGUAGAAGAGGAAUUGCAAAGUACGAUCCGAGAGCACCGGGACGGGGGCAACGCAGGUGGGGUCUUCAGCAGGUACAACAUUCUAAAGAUCCAGAAGGUGGUGAAUAAGAAGUUGAGGGAGAGAUACUCACACAGACAGAAAGAGAUCGCUGAUGAAAACCACAACCAUCACAACGAACGCAUGCUCUUCCACGGUUCUCCAUUCAUCAACGCUAUCAUCCAUAAGGGCUUUGACGAGCGGCAUGCCUACAUCGGAGGCAUGUUCGGAGCGGGCAUCUAUUUUGCAGAGAACUCCUCCAAGAGUAACCAGUACGUGUACGGGAUAGGAGGGGGCACAGGCUGCCCCACUCACAAAGACCGUUCCUGCUACCUCUGCCACAGGCAGAUGUUGUUCUGCAGAGUGACCCUGGGCAAGUCCUUCCUCCAGUUCAGUGCCAUGAAGAUGGCCCACGCCCCCCCUGGACACCACUCAGUAAUCGGCCGGCCCAGCGUCAACGGACUGGCGUACGCAGAAUAUGUCAUCUACAGAGGAGAACAGGCGUACCCAGAAUACCUCAUCACGUAUCAGAUCCUGAAACCAGAAAGCACACCCUCCCCCACAGCCGGAGCAGAACAGAAGACCUAAUCCAGACUCAACCAGACUAACACACACCCACCUUUGCUGGAAGAGAACGAAUCACAGAGACUGUUACCCAAAUCACUACUUCACACAUUCUGGGCUGAGCCGGGAUGAACAUCAGCCCCUUAAAUGAACUCUACACCCCUGGAAGGAUGUCUUUCCUACACUAGUUUUUUGUUCUAUUUCACUGACUAUAAAUGACCGGUUCCUCAUAACCACCACCCUUUAUUUUCCCAAAUGUUUUGUUUUUAUUUUUUCCUUCGUCCUUCUUUAGUGUUUACUUGAAAAUGUUGCCUUCACUGGGAAUUGUCUAAUGUUGUCGCCUGUCUCAGAGCUCAUGCUCCCGGGUCUCUCGCUCAUGGUUGCCACUGGUGAUUGUUGACACUGGUUAAGGCCAAAUAGAGAGAACCAAGCGGAUAAAGUUCAGGUUAGGUUAGAGAUGGGGACUCAAAGCUCAUUGGUUAGCGGUAAGGCUCAGAGAUAAGGACUCUUGCCAGUCUGCCUUUACCUAAAUGAUAGCUUCCCCAGUGAAGCAUGGCUGAGACUCCUCUACUGUGCCUAUCACUCACAUGGAUAUGUAGGUAGAAAUCAGGGUGGAUGUACUAGUAUGCAGUAUACCAGCCUCAAUCCCAGCCCUGUUUCUUCAUCAAGCCUGGCAAGGGAAGAUGGGGUACACAGACCCCAGACCCAGAUCACGCGUGACUGAAAACAACCAAUAACCUCUCCCUUUCUGUUCCAGCACACAAAUAUCAUUUCUUUAGCUCAUCAAACAUUACACUGCAUUUAUCCUAUUAGCUCUGUAUUAUUUUAUUGUGAUAUUUACAUGAUUUACUUUAUUGUUUUAAAAGAUGAUGUAUAAUGGGACCAUGUCACAAUGGGGACCAGACCUGGAGGUUUUUGACCCCUUUGUUUUUUAAAAGUUGAGAUGAUAUAAGAUAUCCCUCUCUGGGACCAUUAGGGGUUCCCUCUCUGGGACAAUUAGGGGUUCCCCCUGUGGGACCAUUAGGGGUUCCCUCCUCUCUGGGACCAUUAGGGGUUCCCUCUCUGGGACCAUUAGGGGUUCCCUCUCUGGGACCAUUAGGGGUUCCCUCUAUGGGACCAUUAGGGGUUCCCUCUAUGGGACCAUUAGGGGUUCCCUCUUAUGGGACCAUUAGGGGUUCCCUCUCUGGGACCAUUAGGGGUUCCCUCUCUGGGACCAUUAGGGGUUCCCUCUCUGGGACAAUUAGGGGUUCCCCCUGUGGGACCAUUAGGGGUUCCCUCUCUGGGACCAUUAGGGGUUCCAUCUCUGGGACCAUUAGGGGUUCCCUCUCUGGGACAAU
Messenger RNA from Oncorhynchus keta (chum salmon), 5108 nucleotides. Its product is annotated as poly [ADP-ribose] polymerase tankyrase-1-like. NCBI's taxonomy places the organism in Eukaryota, Metazoa, Chordata, Actinopteri, Salmoniformes, Salmonidae. The record is from RefSeq and is a predicted model, not a curated record. Gene Ontology annotation, molecular function: NAD+ poly-ADP-ribosyltransferase activity; protein binding. The transcript is spliced from 27 exons. The coding region runs from base 1 to 3795 and encodes 1264 amino acids.